Messenger RNA from Aspergillus heteromorphus CBS 117.55, 449 nucleotides. RefSeq lists its product as uncharacterized. The transcript has 2 exons. The annotation marks the transcript as partial. NCBI's taxonomy places the organism in Eukaryota, Fungi, Ascomycota, Eurotiomycetes, Eurotiales, Aspergillaceae. The record is from RefSeq and is a predicted model, not a curated record.
CCAACCAGUCCCUCUGCCACUACUGCCUCGAUCGGCCGCCAUGCCCGCCGCCAUGCCCGCCGCCAUGCCCGCUGGUCUCAUGGCCAUCAUCACUGUUGUGGCCGUUCUCGUUCCGGCCGGCGUGAUCCUCUACAAAAAGAAGCCCGCCCUCUUCACCGCGGAAAACGUCCUGGAACUCCUGGAUUUCUCGGUCAAAGUACUGGAGAAAGUUUUCGCGAUCCUGGAGGUGAUCAAGAAGAUCACCGACAUUGCAGUGGAAAUUCUGGAGGCAUACAACAAGAUGAAGGAGGCGCAGAAGGCAGCCCAAGCCCAAUGGAAACUUCAAUACUAUCUUACUAUCGAUGUGCCAGAAUGUUUCGGGAAGGUUGUUACUAUCGGGGAUGCGGGAUGGGCCAGGCCGGGGGAAUAUGAUUCAAUAAAUUAUCCAGAUAAUGACAUCAUUAAAAUCC